Molecule: messenger RNA, 7344 nt
Organism: Penaeus chinensis
Lineage: Eukaryota; Metazoa; Arthropoda; Malacostraca; Decapoda; Penaeidae
Gene: lilli
Product: AF4/FMR2 family member 4-like
Exons: 18
Coding region: 1075-5832 (1585 amino acids)
Biological process (GO): regulation of gene expression
Cellular component (GO): super elongation complex; nucleus
Source: RefSeq, a predicted model, not a curated record
AAAAAAAUCUUGCACACAACACCCAUUGAUGCAUGUAGAAAUGAACUUCAGAUGCGUUCAUUGUCCAGCAGUUGCUGCCGGACCACUUCCACAAGUCCCCCCAAAGUUUAGGAUCCGGGCCUUUCUGGAUGUCGUCCCAUGCUAACUGUCAUGAGGCAACACACUCACGAAUUUACUUCUCGUGGGAUAUUCGAGGAUUCUCUGCAUAUUUUAAUAUUCUUAUAUUAUGAUGAGUCGUCAUAAGAUGGUCUGGUAUAUGAAAGGAUACGGCCCCUUUUAUAUAAUAAGUCUAUAAAAAUGGACACAAAGACUUGCCAUAGGUUGCCGUUAAGAAAUUACGAAUGAUGUGUAAAACAUUGUGGGAAUUAUUAAGGAUGCUCAGAUUUCCGCCGUUAACACUUGCUCCACUACUUCGAUGACAGCUGGUUCCGUCUGCCCUUGAUCUUCUUGAAGAAAAGAUGCUCUGAUGGACAGUGAUUGCGUCAUACGUUGGAAAUUGAAUUCUAGUAACACUUUCUAAAUUUUCACGUCAGUCAUAUCUUUUGAUUAAGGAAAAUGUGCACUUAGUCACUUAUAUGAAAAACAAGUCAUAAUGUAGUAUGAACGACUAGACUUCAGUUAUUUUAUAUCCUAAAGUGAUAACUUUAAAAAUCAGGAUCUGUGCGACUGUGUGCUUGUUCUGGGAUUCACAUAAUUCUGCACCCGUUAGUCCUAUCUAAGCAAUAUCUGGGCAAGCAGAAAUUACCUCCAAAUCAAACUUGCAGCUGAACGAAAUGAGUGGGUGAGUCUGAUGGAACGAAGGGUUGGUUGUCUGUCCUGAAAUGGCGGUGAUGUAAGAUUGUCUACCAUUCUUCACCUCACCUUGCGGAGCCCGUCUGCGUUAUCUACUGGCUCAAGUUGUCCUCUGAACGGUUUCGUGUUUAUUAUCGCCAGGUGUUCAAAAGUGUAAUCAUAUCAGUGUUUUAUCCUAGAAAGUGCAAAUGAUAAAGCAAGUGUUUAGAAUAACGAUGUAGCAAGUGAGUGUUUCCAUCGAAAACCAUAGACCGGCGGGCUACCGCUGCGUUAUGGUCAACCAUGAUCAACCGACCAGACCACGCGAAGUGGAUCAACGGCCUUCCCAGGCACGAUCCUAGUAUGUCACGUGAACGAUCCGUCAAAGACCGGGAGCGGCAGAAGCAGCUGGCGCGGGAGAUGCGGGAGUCUCAGGCCGCGUCUGCGGUGCCAAUCCAGGACCGGGAGACACAGCCCGUGGUGUUCGACGUGGUCCGGCGGUCUCCCAACACCAAAGUCAUUAACAACGAUGUGGAGCGGGUCCUGGGCAAGUAUGAUACCUUUACGAAGGUGGGUGGAAACCGAAUGAAUAUGGUGGGUGUUGAUCAGCAGCCACCCACACCCGCCCCAGCACGACAACCCAUCCAUGAUCCUGACAACUAUCCCUCGCCACCGCCACAGCCUUCAGGGCCAGGACCAGGGUCGACCUCAGGCUCCUCUAAGUCACAACGAUCCUUGCCGCCGCCGCCGCCGCCACAGUCAGCCCACAAUGGCACGACGCGCCCGCCCAAGUCCCUCCUUUCCCUUAAGCCCCCUCACCCGCCCUCGCAUCACGCCCACCCUAAGAAUGGCGAGGUCAAGGGGAACCUGAAGAGCGGACCAGGGCCAGGGCCUGGGGAGGGUGGAGGCAGGGGUACGUCAGGUUCAGCCAUUCACAAGCCUAGUCUGCCCCACCUCAAGGUCGGGGGUCUGGAUGGCAUGCCCGUGGACACUGCAAUCCAGCAAAUCAUGUCGGAGAUGUCCAUCAAGAAGCCGGUCUCCGCCAUCAUCAAGACUCCCCACCAUGACUCCAACUUCCAAUUCCCCAUUACGCCCAUCAAGGAUCCCAUAUCAGCCAAGGAGAGCUCAAGCCUGAGCAGGUCACGUCGGGACCCCGUCGAACUUCCACACAAAAUGGGCAACACAGUCGAGCUGUCACGUCAAAGGCAGGCAAAACAGCCUGAUGGAAGUAAUAUUGAUGAUGACCUCGGACUCUCGGAGGAUAGUGAGGAGGAUGAGGAACGGGAAAGACCAGUAACAGAUGUAAGACUAUCGGCUGUUACACACGGAGGGAUACAUGCAGGCCAAGUGCAGUCUGCAGUGAUCUUAUCCAGUAACGCAAAGCCACCACUCUCACCAAUUUCACCAAAGACAUCGGAGGAGUCGUCCACGUCGGAUGAAUCAAGUGAUGAUUCAGAUGUGUCUUCCAACAAUACGUCUGAUGAAGAACGCCCAGACUCCCCUUCAGCUUCUCCAAAGCCUCAAGAAGAUAAAUCUCCUAAUACAUGGAAACUUAGAAAUUUUAUUCCACAAAGGAAACCCAGCUCUCCAAUUUCCCAUGGGACUGCAGCACCUGGACCCAUAUCUGGCCAGCAGCCUGAGGAUGUCCGUUCAAUGCCUGUUCCACCUACUCUUCCAUCAAAAGGGAAACGCUAUACUAAUAAGGCUGCUGCUCCUUCAAGUUCCUCCCACCGUGAAUCUCGCUCGGCCGCAGAACAGAGAGUGCAGUCUAAGCCUGAAAAUAAUGGCCACUACUCUGACAGCUCUGGUGAGGGUGAGAGUCACCAUCGCCCCACUCCCCGUGCCACUGCAUUAUCGCAGAUUUCAAAGUCCAAAGCUGGGUUAUCUAGGAUGAGGGUGUCAAAUGGACCUCAACUCAGCUCAGACAGUGAAGAUGAGCAGGAGUCUUUUUCUUCAUGGAAAGUUGGAUCAACUCAGUCCCUAAAUGGUUCAAAUAUUUCUGGAAAGGGUGUGUCAAAAAUUCCAGAAAAACCUGCCAAAUCCAUAGUUCCCCCCAUGUCUAGUGAGACAGGUAGAAGAAACUCAAAGAAGAAUCCUGACUUAAAGAAAGAUAAUCAGGUUGGUGCCAAAUCUGAAAGUGUAAAAUCAAAACGUACCAGCAAAUCACAAAUACAAACUGAUAGUGAUGACAGCAUUAUAGAUGUAGUGACUACUACCCCUGAAAAGGUGCAGUCUAGAGGUACUCCAACUUCACAACGUACUCCAUCAAGAACACCCAAAGAUUUCCCAAAGGUUAUUCCCAGUCCUGUGAAGUCAGUCCAGGCCAGCCCUCAUGCAUCUCCCAGGACUUCAGUCUGUGUAUCUAGUAAAAAUAGUGCAAAGAGAUCCAGUAGUGCAAGACUCAGUGAAUCCCAGAGCUCUGAAUCCUUAGUGAGUAAAAGUGACGAUGAAAUUCAGCCUCACACUGGCCAUAGUCAGAGUAGUUCUCAGAAGCUUGACCAAGCCAGGGACAAAGGGGGAAAGGUGAACCGAACAUUUAGCACUUUAUCCAAAAAAGAUAAGAUGGGAAGGGACAAAGACCCUUCAGAUAGUAGAAAAACAAAAAAUUGUGAUACAAGGAAAGGUAGUGGUGGUAAUAAAGACAGCAUUGAAAGGAGUAAAACCGAUAGAAGCAGAACAGUGAGUGAGCCCAGCCCAGCAGAUAGCAGAAAUGAGGGAAGGCCAGGUGCCUCUCCUCUAGUUAUUAAUAAGCUUUGUGAGUCUCCUAUAGUUAGUGCAGAACCAAAAGUGCCCAUACCCCAAAUACAGUAUGAAAAUGGUGUAGCAAGACUUACUUGUACAAUUCCCCUUAGCUUUAUUGAUAAAGUGCCCAAACACAGUGAAAACAGUGCAUCAAGUAUAUCCAAAACUGAUAUUAAACAAGAAGUAGACACAAAAGAUAUACUUGAUAAUAGAACUAGAGAAGGAAAAGGUAAAAGAAAAACAUGUGAUCCUAAUACUAAAGCAUCAUGUAAUGAAGAUAAGUCAAAGUCUAUAAUUUUAACGUCCAUAUUUAAAUACAAAACUGAACAAGAGAAAGUUAAAAAGGAAACAAAAACUGAACCAGUCAAUAGUGAUGAAGAAGAUUCAGAAAAAGUUGACAUCAAGCUUUCUCACAAAAUUAAAGAGGAACCUGAUGACACACCAUUGGUCAGACCUGGUAGUGUCAGACAGCGUAAUGUCUCAGCCAGUCCAAUGUCAUCUAUUGCAUCAGAUAGUUCUACUUCUCGUCAACAUCAGAAGAAGAGAAAGAAAGAUAAACAGCCAGAAAAAUCUCCAGCUUCUCGAGACAGGAAGAGGGCACACAGUAAUAGUGAACGUAUCCCAUCUGAACAUGGAAGUGUACCUCCAACUGACAACAGUUCCAGUGAUGCCCGUAGAAGCAGGCGAGACACAAGUGUCGAGAGUGAACGCAGUACCAUCACGCGUAAAAGAGAGCAUGAACGGGAUAGCAGUUUGGAGAGUACUAAGAGCAGCUCGCGCAGUACCAGUGAAUCAACGGAGAAGCGUAGCAAAAAGGCUAGACUGUCAAAGGGGACUAAUGAUGCAGCUGAUGUUCCUAUGAACAGUCCAGAUGUAAGAUCAGCAAACCAGCAGAUAGUUGAUAAUAGCCAGAAUGCAUGGCCACAAGAAGAAGACAUACAGCAAUCCAAAUACACUCAAAGAUCAAAGCAUUCUCAACAUUCUAGUCAGGAUUAUAAGAGCUUACCAGAAGAUUCUGGAAGAAAUCAAACUACAGAGUUUGGUGAAGAAGAGGAGAGUGUUACAAAUGCCAGUCAAGCAAAUCAGCUGGCUUUUAGUGGCAAGGAAAAAGGUGAAGCAAAUGGUGCAACAGCAAGCACAGAGACGUCUGGUUACCAGCCAAGACCCACAUCAGAACAUGAAUCCAAUGUCAACAGUGCACUAUAUAGGUCAGCUAAUGACCAAACAGGGACGACUCAGGCAGGGGCAGUGGAUUCCGCAACAUCUGUAGCUCAUUUAGAAAGCAGUGCAUCUAUGGUACCACCUGUUACUCAUAGAUUGUCAGCUGCAACCACAGUAGUUGGAUCUGGGGCUGUACACCCUUCUCUUGCUACUGGUCGGCCAGCUGUAGACCAAACUGUAGGGCAUGGGAACUAUGCGAACCCUCAUGAGAGACAUUAUGGCUCUUAUCCUGAAAGAUUUCCAGAAGUUAAUAGGGAUUACACAUGCUACCUGAACAAAGCAAAGGAGCUAAAGCACAUAGCUGAUGGGGAAGCUGACCGUUCUAUGCAGGCCAUGAAGUACCUAGAGGCUGCCCUCUAUUUCAUACUGAGUGGCAGGGCAAUGGAAAAUGACCAUGACACCUCUGCACCACUCACAAUGUACAAGGAUACACUGAAUUUUAUCAAGUGGGUAUCAUCUGUAUUUAGAAGAGAAAAUCAAGAGGGAACCAUUAAUUUAAAAUUAGCUGUUAUUAGUUUAAGAUGUCAGAGUCUGCUGUCACUUAAAAUCUACAAGAUGCGCAGAAAUGAGCACAAGGAAAAUCAGCGACAACUGAAUAGAUAUUUCCAGACUGCUGCAAGGGCUGGAGGAGUGGAUGGUCAUGGUAACAAUGGAAAUGGAAACGGCACAAACUGGGGCGGCCAACGGGCAACAGGAUCUCCAUCUCAUUUGUCACAGACACCCUCACCUGCUGGUUCAGUAGGAUCAGAAGGUUCACAGUCCUCAGGCUACACAACAAGUACAGAGGGUACAAGACAAAGGAGUGGAUCUGCUCCUGUAGGCCACACCCCACCUCAUCCACAGCCUCCCCAUGGGCCAAUUCAGACAGUUCCUGUACCUGUCAGUAUUCAUGCUCUCAUCAUCAAACAGAACCAGUUGUCUGGCCACCUUGCCUCAGCCCAUGAUAUGUGGAUAGAAGCAGACCAUUAUGUCUACAUGCACAACAUGGAAGAUUUUUUCUCAGAUCUUGAUCGUCAGGCAGGCCGAUUAACCCUCCACUCUUCUCUGUAUGAACUUGUGUGCUAUGUAAUGUUUGGCCUGGAUCGCCUCAGGGGUUAGCCACUUUGGCUGCUGCCUAAAUUUAGGUUCUGCCCACAGAAUGCUUCACACCCAGGCACUGCACUGUUAAAGCCAAGCAGUAAGCAUAAGAGAACCUGGAGUGGAGAUAGUACAACAAAAAAGAAAUUAUUUACUCAACUGCAGUGGGUAAUGGGACCUCUGUUGUAGCAAGAAGCCUCAAAACCUGCACAGCUCACAUUGCCUUGUCAUCAAUAGAGUGGAUGGAUGCUGGUUUAAGCAGCAUUUACCCACAGGAUCUAGAUACUCAAGAAAAAAUCAAUUUUAAGUUUUUGAAGGAAUAUAUAGUGCAAUCUGGCUUUGUAAAAUUUCCAUAGGUUGUUUUAAGAUCUCAUAGAAAAAGAAAAAAUAUGGGGAAGAAAAUAAAACAGCUGCUUUUGGGCAGUCAUUUAACAAGGCUAACAUUCUAUGAAGUUAGUAAGUGCAGUGUCAGGGGCCCAAGAACCCAAAGUUUGGCUUCCUGGUGUGACAACUGUGAUGCCUUAUCAUUAAAUUUAGUUAUGGAUGGUUUUAUACAGAUAGUAUCUUUUUUCUCACUUUUAUUUUUUGUGUUAUAUUUCCCACCCAAAAUGUACAAAUUUGCUGAGAGGUCCAUGUGUGUGAAGACAAUGCCUUUGUGUGCUCUUAUGAAGAAGUGCAUUCAUGGCCAACCUCCUGACAAGUGCUCCAAACAACUCUCUACUGAUUAUGGUACUUGAGAGUAGCUUUAUAUACUGAUUAUGGCCAGCUUAGUUUCUCGGAAGUCAGUCAUGACACUUAAGUGAGAUAUCAAGAAUUGUUCUUCAACUUCUAGAAAUCUCUCUUUUUUAGCUGUUUAGCUCUAGACUGUUCUGCACAUUGUUCAUUUGGAACAAAAUUGAGAAGGAUUCACACUCACUGUACUAGGCCGGCAGUGAAGCAACUUAGAAUGGUGCCAGUUUGAGAUACCAGCUGAGGUGAAGUCAGUGAUGAAAAAAUAGUUUCUACACCUCUCAGGAAAGCAUUAAUGGCAAUAAUGCAGAAAAUAUAAAAGGUUUGUCAAACAUGCCAGAUGCUGAGUGAGUGGUAAAUGAAAAUAAUAGGGUUACUUGGCAGCAGUUUAAGGCCAAGGGUUGUGCUAUUGAAAGGUUGCCUUGAACCUCCAUGCCAAUAUGCACCUGCCUGUUUCAACUGGCCUUUUGGCAACUUAAUUAAUAUAUUGUGGCAUGUAACUGAGCACACACUCCCUGCCAGAUGUAUAUUUUUGUACAUAUUUUGAGAUUUAAUAAUGGUACUGACCAUAACUAUGUUACUGAUAUAGUACUUUGUACUGGGCUUUAAUUCCCAUGAAAAGUGAACUUUUGUAAGUGACGAAAGUUGAUAAUGACAAGUGUAUGGCAAUGUUUUGAAUUAUUUUGUCCUCUUUGGACAAUAUUGUUAAGUAUACUUAAUUUUAUCGAUGCUCAUGUGCCGUUAUAGAUAUGAUAUGAAGUUGAUAUUUGUAUUUGUAAUCUUAAAUUAUUUUCAAACCAAGAA